Hepatospora eriocheir is the source of this 1179-nucleotide messenger RNA. NCBI's taxonomy places the organism in Eukaryota, Fungi, Microsporidia, Hepatosporidae. The record is from the annotation of a GenBank genome assembly.
AUGAAAUCUUUGUUAAGUGCGUAUGUUAAUUUACUAAAAACAAGUAUAGGAAGUGGUGUAUUAAAUUUCCCAAAAUUAUGUAAAACUUAUGGAUUGGGAUUAACUGUGUUGUUAACGAUCAUAUCAGGUUUAUUUGCAACAACAGGUUUAGUUUUACUAAUAAUUUGUUCAGAGGAAAUUGGAAGAACAGCUGAUUUAAGUAAAUUAGCAUCACUUUCAAUUCCAUUUGUAAGGAUUUUUGUAGAUUUAGCAGUUUUUAUGAAAUGUUUUGGAGUUUCACUUUCUUAUUUGAUAAUAGCAGGUGAUCUAAUGGUGUCAGUUGUAGUUAAAUUUUCAACCAUUCCACUCUUCAGUUAUAAGCCAUUUCUAUUAGGAAUUUUCAUUUGUAUAGUGGGACCAUUUUGUUAUUAUAGAAAGAUGGACAAGUUAAAAUAUACAAGCUUUGUAGGAGUGUUAGCAAUAAUAUUUGUAGUGAUAGCAUCAAUAUGGAGGUUUUUAAAAACUCAAGUACUUGAUUCACAUAAAGUUGAGUAUUUAGUGACACCAAUCAGUCGUUCAUGGUUGGGUGGAUUAGGAAAAUUUGUAUUUUCGUUUACUUGUCAUCAAAAUAUAUUUUUUAUUUACAGUGAAUUAGAAGACAAUUCAUUAAAAAGAAUGAAAAAAUUAAUUUAUAUUACAGCAUCAACAAGUUUUAUACUUUAUACCUUAUUUGGAAGUUAUAAUUAUUUGUUAUACGGAAAUGAAACUAAUGACAACGUUUUACUUAACUAUCCUUCUGAUAACUUAACACUGUUAGUUAAGAUUCUAUAUAUAAUUGUUAUGGCUGUUUCAUUUCCUUUACAGAUGUCCCCUGGUAAAUUAUACUUACUUAAUUGUCUUAACAUUAAACCAACUAUCAGAGGAUAUAACACACUUUUAUUUAUAGUAACCACAAUACUUUUACUCUUAGCAUACCUUUUUACAAUCAGUGAUAUUAAGUUAGGUUUAGUAUAUGCUAUAAUAGGUGCAACAGCAUCAACUUUUAUGUCUUUAAUAUUACCACCCUUGUAUUAUUUAAAUUUAGAAGUAGAAAGAACGUUAUUUUUAACAAUAAUAUCAUACUUUGCAUUCUUAUUUGGAAUAUUUGUAUUUUUAACAACGAUGAUAUCGAUAGUGUUAGAUAUUUCAGUUAAAAAAUAA